CCCGGGGGGCGGAGCGGGGCCGGCGCCGCUUCCGCCCCGCGCGGCGCUUCCGGGUCGGCGGGUCCGGCGCUGUCCGGCGGCGUCCGGGGAAGCGGCGGCGGCCGCGGGACCGGCGAGGCCCGGCCGGGCUUGGGCGGUACUGCCAGGCCUUGAGGGCUUUAAUGGCACUAGAAAUGCAGUAAAGCGGUGGAUGAGGCUCCGAAUUAAGUCUCAGCAUUUGGAAGCUUUAGACAGGAGUGUCACUGUAUUAAACGUUCGAGGUCGUGGCUUUCCAAAGGACCCGGGUAUUUGAGGGCUGUAGAGCAGUAAAAUGUUUGCCAAAUUGAAGAAGAAGAUCGCCGAGGAGGCAGCGGUUGCCCCGAGGCCCGGAGGAGCCUCCCGCAUCCCCAGGUCUGUCAGCAAGGAAUCGAUCACGUCUGUGGGAGCAGACUCCGGAGACGACUUCGCUUCUGAUGGAAGCAGUUCCAGAGAGGAUCUUUCAUCCCAGUUGUUCAGAAGAAAUGAACAAAUAAGAAAACUGGAGGUGAAGCUGUCUGAUUAUGCUGAUCAGAUCCGAAAUCUGCAGAAGAUAAAAGAGAAGCUUGAAAAUGCAUUAGAAAAGCAUCAGGAUUCCUCCAUGAGGAAGCUUCAGGAGCAGAAUGAAGCUCAUCAGGCCAGUCGAGCCAAGAUGGCUGAAGGAAUGGCUUUGGCCUUGGACAAAAAGGACAAGGAGUGGAUGGAAAAGCUUGGGCAAGUUGAAAAGGAAAAAAAAAUGCUUCAAGCACAGUUACAAGAAAUGAGGGAGCAGAGUUUGAACCUUUUCCAAAAACGAGAUGAAAUCGAUGAACUGGAGGGCUUUCAGCAGCAGGAAAUUGCCAAAGUUAAACACAUGCUUUUGAAGAAGGAAGAGUGUCUGAGCAGAGCGGAGCAGGAGCUGGGCCACGCCAGGGCCGAGGCCUCGGGCCUCCGGAGCGACCUGCAGCGCCUGCAGCAGCAGCUGGUGGAGCUGGAGGCUCACAGAGAUGAACUAAUGACAGCUGAGACAAAUGCAGAAAAUAAGAUCACUGCUCUGGAGUUAAGAGAACAGGAGCUACAAACUGUCAUUCAGCAGCUUUCUGUAGACUUGCAAAAUGCUCGAGUGACUGGUUCUGGUUGUGAGAAGAGACUGGAAAUGUUACAAGUGGAGCAUGAAUCUCUGAAGGUGGAAUAUGAGCAACAGAAGCAAAAGAUGACUUCUGAAUUUGCUGAGAGAGAUAAACUUACUGAACAGCUACAGGAAAAGGUGUCUUCCCUGGAAAACAAGCUAGAAAGAAAUCUCUCAGGAGAUGAACACAUGCAGGAGCUGCUCAAAGAGAAAGCUGCUCUUGAGCAGAGGCUGGAGGAGAGCAGGCAGCAGGCUCUGGCAGACAGGACACGGCACGGCGAGGCCGUGAGCCGCCUGGAAACUCAGAAUAAAGAACUGGAAGAGAAGCUACAGAUUGCAUCAGAAACGUUGAAAAAGAGCAAAGAAGCAGCUGCUGACCAGGAUCUGAAGAUCCAAAAGCUGCAAACUGAUCUAGAGGAGGAAAAAAAUCAACUGCAGCAACAGAUUUUAAGUGAGAAACAUCAGUAUGAUCAGAAAGUUACUGGGCUGGAGUAUCAGAUUGCUGCUCUCGAAAAAGCUUUGGAAUUGGAUAAAACAACAACUCAGCACAGGAUUAGCCAAUUGGAAAAGGAAAAUGAAAACCUCAAGAGAAGCAAAGAAGGGUGUGAAAGUUCUUUAAAACAACAAGAGUCUGAACUGAGCAGGCUAAAGAGUGAGAUGAGCAGCAGAGAAACUGUCAGUGUGGAAAUUGCCAAAGCAUUGGAAGAAACACGGAAACAGAGAGAGGAAUUACAACAGCAGGUCUCACAACUGAAUGCCCUAAUAAAGGAGAAAGACCAGCUGAUUGAUGAAAAAUGUGAUCUGCUGCUAAAACAGAAGGAAGAACUGAACCAACUCAGUCAAGACCACGAAGCUGCCUUGCUGCAGGUGCAUCAGUUACAGCUGGACAUAGAAGCAAGUCAGAGCCAAGCAGUGGAGAAAGAGGAAACAGUAAGAAAAGAAAUUGAUGAUCUGAAGCUGCAGGUACAGGAGUGCCUGUUGGCCAGAGAGCAUGAAAAAAAUGUUUUGGAACUGGAGGAGUCGACAAGGGCCUUGAACAAUGAGCAUUUCCCUUCUCCAGAAAACUAUGUGGUGGAACAGAACGGGGAGGUGGCAGCUGCAGAUGUCAUUCAGCUUCAGAAGGAUAACAGAGAGCUGGAACAGCAAAUUGCUGAGAAAAACAAGAUGAUAAAGCAGCUUCAGCAAAGAAUGGCAGAACUCAAGAAAACUCUCCAGAAAGAGCUGAAAAUAAGGCCUGACAGUGAGGUACCUGAGCUGCGUGCAAAUUCUGAAGUGCCUAAUGCUUCUGUGACUGUCACCAACAACUCUGACUUGAACGACUCAAGGGAGAUAAACUUCGAGUACCUUAAACAUGUUGUGCUAAAGUUCAUGUCCUGCAGGGAGUCUGAGGCAUUCCAUCUCAUUAAAGCUGUGUCUGUGUUACUGAAUUUUUCACAAGAGGAGGAAAACAUGCUGAAAGAAACUCUGGAGUACAAGAUGUCCUGGUUUGGGUCAAAGCCAUCUCCCAAAGGCAGCAUCCGCCCGUCUAUCUCCAGCCCAAGGACUCUGUGGCCUUAAGGGAACCUGAAGGUGGCAGGCAGUAUCCAGGCACUUCUUUCUGUGAAAAGAAUGCUGAACACACUGCUCCAGGUGUGUCUUAAUCACUGUCAUUGCAGUAUUUUGUACAAGAACUUCUGGCUCUGUUUACAAAUUAAUGCUGUGCAAGGGGACGCUUUCACCACAGACUGAGCAGCCUGGGCUGGAGGCAGGGACCCCUGGGUGUCUGUGAUGGGAGCAGCUCCUUGUGCUCAGCACUCCCGGGUUCCUGAGGGCCUCGCUGACAGCAGGGCUGCCAGUCCAGUCUCUUGGGAUGGUGAUUCCAGCUGCUGUUCCAGGGUGCUGGAGCCCAGUGACUCUGGGCACAGAAAAGCUGCUUGUCUGGCUGUGGGAAGCCAGCAAUGAAAAAUGUGCUGGCAGAACAGUGUUGAGAGUAGGAUGGUUUGCAAAGCCUUUCACAGGACAGGAGCAGGAGCUUUAACCAAAAAAGAACUCUGCCUUGCCUUCUAAUACUGACAUAACUAAUGGUUGGCGUUUUUUCAUAUCACUGUGUAAUUUAAGGUGCAUUUAUCCUGGCCUGCAGUCCUCAAGGCUGCAUGUUGAUUAUUUAAUUUGAGAGCACAACUUUAGAGUUGUCUGAUUUUACUUUUCUUAAAGAAAAAUAAUAUUUAAAAUGGUCUUAAUUAUAGUACCUAAUCCUCAGUCGCCUUUAAAACUAAUUCAUUAGCCUGUUCCAUGGGUUGUUAGCAGUGGGAAAAGGGGUAGGAAACCAUUUUAAAUUUUUAAAGCUGAGUUCCAGGUAUUGUAAAUCCACACUGAAAAAUACCUUUUAUUUAAAAAAUAAAAAUCUAGUGAUAAAGGGUGAAGAAUGCUGGUACUAAACACUUUGAUUCAUUUUUUUUCUUCCAAGUCUGUUAGCAACAAAUCCUCAUAACCAGGAUCUGCCUCUUUGGUUGUGGUUUUCUAUACUUCAAAUAUUGAUGCUUAAAAACUGUUAUGAGUAUGUUAAUAACUGUGUCCUGACUAUUAUGGUAAAAGAAAUUCUGUUCAUGAGGGGUUUGGAGGCAAAAUUCAACUCUUUGUGAACAAGUCGUGGUUCCAGCAGAUGUUUUCCUAAUACAAAAAAGGGGACCAAGGUGGUGCUUCCUCACUGGAAGCACAAUUAUUAACAGUUAUUAACAUCACUGCAAAAUCUGGAUCCAAAUGGGAAGCAGCACUAAGUCUGACUUCUGAAAACUGAGACCUAUCUCCAAAAAUCUACACUGUGGAAUUCAGUGAGCAUGCUGCAGUUGUGGGAAAUCUCUUGCAAGGAACUUCAUGAUUCUGUUAAAUAUAUUCAGGAUAAUGCAAGCUUUCUGCAGUGGAGGUCCAGCAGGAGACGAUGUGCUGAUCCAGAGUUCCCAGAGCCUGCUGGACUCCAGGAGCUGUCACUGGCACAGGCCAUGCUCCUCAGAGCCAGCCUCCAUUUGUCUGAAGUUAAGAAAACCAACAUCAUCUUUUGGAACACUAAAACUUGUCCAAACAGUCUUUAGUAACCAGAUUCAUGACACUUCCAGACAGGACAGAGCAUGGAAGGGUUCACCCCUGCUCUACUGUGAAAUUAGACAAUCAAAAAAUACAUUUAUUUCAAUUGUUUCUCUACUGAGGUACAGCGGGGUGGAAUAACCCUGUUGGUUCUGGGAAGAUUUUAUUCUCUGAGAUCUUUUCCUUUAUAAUUUCCCUUUGCCCUUCCCCUUUUCUGUGGGACCAGGGGUCAGGACUCCCUCAUUCCCACUGCUCCCUGCUGAAUGAUUAUUGGGUUUAUGCUGGUUCUGGCUUCAAAGGUUACUGCUAAACAAUAAGGAAAGCAGGACAGGCAGCCUGGAACGGAGUGACAAAGUAAAAUCUUAGGUUAAAUAUUCACUAACAACUUCAGUUCCAGACCCCAAAUCCUCAUACAGGAUCAACUUACCAUAAACUAGUUCUUAAGUGUUGAAUUUUUGUUAGGUAUCAGAGCAAGACUGGUGUGUAUACAUGUAUUAAAAAGCUAAUGCACUUUCCCUUGUCUCAGAACAGUGGUUAUACAUAAUUCUUUCUAUCACCAUUGGAUUUCUUUCCUUCUAUGCUGUAAAUAUGGAUUGUAUGAUGAAACACUAUGAAAUUUGUGGUGCAAUACAUUUUGGAUCAAACCCCUAA
Molecule: messenger RNA, 4834 nt
Organism: Prinia subflava (tawny-flanked prinia)
Lineage: Eukaryota; Metazoa; Chordata; Aves; Passeriformes; Cisticolidae
Gene: GOLGA1
Product: golgin A1
Exons: 23
Coding region: 311-2680 (789 amino acids)
Cellular component (GO): Golgi apparatus
Source: RefSeq, a predicted model, not a curated record